Ipomoea nil (Japanese morning glory) is the source of this 1867-nucleotide messenger RNA. RefSeq lists its product as uncharacterized. Lineage: Eukaryota; Viridiplantae; Streptophyta; Magnoliopsida; Solanales; Convolvulaceae. The transcript is spliced from 5 exons. Bases 214 to 1554 code for a protein of 446 amino acids. The record is from RefSeq and is a predicted model, not a curated record.
UUCUAGAAACACCGUACGAUUCUCUUCGCUGCUGCUUUUUGUUUUUGCUUCACCAAAAUGGAUUACGGUGUGAUUGCCAUUUCGCUUUUUGUUUUUGCUUCAUAAAAGCCUCCAUCUUUCCCCCCUUUUGGCACGAAACCCAUAACCCAAAAAGCUUUUGGGAAAAGGUGAUCAAACCAAAAAGGGUUUUGGGAAAACUUGAUCAGUUGUCCGAUGAGUUCAGAGUCCAAGCCGGUGAUCGGGUCUCUCCCCGCCGGUAUCUCGUCCUGGAAGCCUCCGGCGACCGGCGGAACCUCAACCGUCGGACAGCUGCUUGAUAUUUGGAAGUAUCUUUCCCGAGAAAAAGAGAUUCCUCCGCUGAGCGAGCGUGAAAGCGGGGCGAGGAGAGAGCAAUCGCGCCUGGAAAUCGAGAACGUGAAGCUCAAAGUCGAGCUGAAGAAUCUGAGGAGGGAAUACGAAAACCUAACUGAAAACAACAUUCGUCUGGAGGAGGAGAAGAAGGUUCUAGACGGCAGGGAGAAGAGGAGCGAAGAGAGAUACAAGAAGAUCAACCAGGAGCUUCUGAAAGAGCAGGAGGAGAAAUGCAAACUAAUUUUUAGCCUGAAAAAGGAGAUUGAGACGCUAAAGAGUGAGAAGAAUGAAGCUGCCAUGAAACUUGAGGCUUCUGAGAAGAGGUUUCAGUUGUUGGAGGAAAGACAUUCUUGUUUGGAGAAGUAUGUUGCAGUAAAAGAAGGUAAAAUGGCUGAAAAUCAUUAUGGUGAUGCUGACAAUGGAACCCACCUUGCUUCCACUCCAGAUACAAUGGGGAGUUGCAGAUCAAAGUUGAAAGAUGCAUCUUCCUUCAUAGUGGCUUCACCUGUGGUGGUUCUCAGUGACAGUGAUGAAGGUGCCUCUCUAGCAUACCUCUGUAGUUCAGAAGUUUUGGGACAAACGGAGAAAUCAUCUUCCACUCACAAAAGCCAAGAAAAGAAAGAAAAGCGUGUGGUGAAGAGGAAAAGAAGCUUGAGGAAGAGCCAUGAUGGUGGAGUUUCUCCAUGGAAGAAAAUGUAUGUUCAAGAUCUGCAGGACCAUAGAGUGAGCUCGAGAAGUUGCAGCCGUGGUGAUGGAUCAAAGGGCGGUGCAGACUGUGCAGUAGCCCCUUCGAAAGGAGGCAGUUCUAUGGAUUCAGAAGAUUCAGCUACUUACUUGGGAUCCCAGAAAGGGAAAGGAAGAGGGCCAUGGCUGCUUGAACCUGACAUGCGUUUGGCGUUUGAAGAUGAUCCUGAACUGUGUAUGGAUGCUGUUUGUGCACUUUAUCGACUGCAACUUUCCCUGCCAUUGUCCUUAAAACGCUUGGAUAAAGAACUCGAGAUAGUCAGGGUGGCCAAGUAUCUCAUCCACGACGAUCCAGAGAACAAGCUGAAACGAUCUGUUAGAGAAGUGAGCAAAGACGUUGUUGUUGAAUGUAAAAGAUUGGCUCUUCAUCACAGCGGGGAGCUGUUUCGAGUAUACUGUAGUGUGCAAUUGAUACUGGGGUCAAUGGGAGCAGGGAUGAUGAUUCUGCAUAGCGGUUGAGAGCGGCCAGAAUCUGCCGCCAUUGGUUUGUCACAGCAAGGCGCGGUGGCGUUGGCGUUGACUGUCAAGAACGAUUUGCAGGGAAGCAGCACCACCACGGCGUCUCGGCCUGAGACGUUGCAGUGCACAGGUGGAGUGGUGAUCAGUGAUAGCGUUAUGAACCCUAACAUCCACACCGAGAAGAAUCUCACCAUUUCUAGCCCCACACCUAAGGAUGGAUUUUGAUCAAAGUUGUGUUCAACUUGUGGUUCCUUUUAUAGUGAAACAAAUACCUAAUUCGGGCCUCACUCGGUGUCGUACUUACAGUGUUUCC